Molecule: messenger RNA, 321 nt
Organism: Ectocarpus sp. CCAP 1310/34
Lineage: Eukaryota; Phaeophyceae; Ectocarpales; Ectocarpaceae
Source: the annotation of a GenBank genome assembly
AUGGCCAGGCCCGUCCGACAAAACUAUCCAAUAAACGGAGACCCCGGCUACUUCUACACCGGCGGGGAAGACGGCACGGUGUGCAUGUGGAACAAGAGGGCGGCUAACCGACCAGCGCAGUUCGUGGACGUGUGCCGUUCGAAUUUUUCGUGCGGCCCCGUGCGGUGCCUGUCGGUAUGGAGGACAACGUACAGUAUCGACCUCUUGGCGGCCUGCUUUGAAGUCGACGAUGGCCAGGGUUUAAAGAGGGGCAACUUUUCGUGUCGUUCAUGUCCCAAGGAGUUGCGCAUGAGGCCCCAAAUCCGUUCUGUGGCGUGGUAG